This is a messenger RNA of Venturia canescens, 3036 nucleotides long. It is a transcript of the gene TM9SF2, whose product is annotated as transmembrane 9 superfamily protein member 2. The transcript is spliced from 15 exons. Gene Ontology annotation, cellular component: membrane. Gene Ontology annotation, biological process: protein localization to membrane. The record is from RefSeq and is a predicted model, not a curated record. NCBI's taxonomy places the organism in Eukaryota, Metazoa, Arthropoda, Insecta, Hymenoptera, Ichneumonidae. The coding region runs from base 405 to 2399 and encodes 664 amino acids.
CGCUCCACUCCACUCGUUUUCUCUCGCACACAACAGACUCCCCACGAUAGAGGUAUCUCCUUACCGGAUAAUAAAAGUGAGAAUAUACGAGCGCCUGCACGAGCCAUUCAUGACGUGUCGUGGCAAAGCUGGCAAAGUAAUAGGAAGGAAAUAGGUGGAAGUAGACGUCGACUGUACGUAGUGGCUGCGCCGUUGACCAACCAUUUAUCCUUCAGUUGGUGUUCCCCUGUAAAGGCUGACGACGAGUUCAGCGAUUGAAACCGGUGUUGUGAAUUUUGGUUUUUUUUAGUAUUACCCAUGUAGCCGAGAAGAUCGACGGUCGGGAUUGCGUUCGAUUUUUUUCUACGCAAUAAACAAAGAAAAAAUAAACUUUGUAACGCGCAUAUAUAGACGAUAUAAUAAAAAUGUGGGGUGACACGACAGCGAUUACGAUGGCGAUUCGGCUGCUAUGUCUCUUCUGUGUGAUUCAAAGUGCUACGAGCUAUUUACCGGGUCUAGCUCCUGUCAAUUUCUGCAAAGCUGGCGAAACCACCGCAACCUGCAAGUCGGAGAUAAAAUUGUUUGUCAAUCGUCUCAACACUGAAGAAUCGGUUAUACCAUUCGAAUACAAUUACUUUGAUUUUUGCGAAAGUCAAAGUGAUGAAUCACCGGUUGAGAAUUUAGGUCAGGUUGUUUUUGGGGAACGGAUUCGGCCAUCACCUUACAAAUUGGAAUUCUUGAAAACAAUGAACUGCGAAUCAGUAUGUCACAAAAGAUAUACAGGAGGAGAUCCAGACUCUGAUAAGAACUUAGGUCGAUUGAAACAGGGGAUGUUUUUGAAUUAUCAGCAUCAUUGGAUUGUUGAUAACAUGCCAGUGACGUGGUGUUAUCCAUUGGAAAGCGGAAGACAGUAUUGCAGUACAGGAUUUCCUAUGGGUUGUUAUUCACGAGAAUCUCGUUUAAACAUGGACACAUGCAGCAUAAGCGCAUCUUACAACAAACGGAAAACUUAUUAUCUGUUCAAUCAUGUGGAUUUGACCAUCACUUAUCACAGCGGUUUAAAGGAAGAAUGGGGAGAUAAAGAAAACAGCGGACGUAUAAUUUCUAUCAAAGUUGUACCCAAAAGUAUCAAGCACGGACCGACAUUGGAUUGUACUUCUGAGACUCCGUUGGAAAUACCCGAAGGUAAUUUGGAAAAAGGAAAAACUCUCGACGUGCAAUACACGUACUCGGUCAAGUUUUUGAAAAACGACACGAUCAAAUGGUCAUCCCGUUGGGACUACAUUCUCGAAUCGAUGCCACACACAAAUAUCCAAUGGUUCAGUAUACUGAAUUCUUUGGUAAUCGUAUUGUUUCUGUCGGGAAUGGUGGCGAUGAUAAUGCUUCGUACAUUGCACAAAGAUAUCGCACGAUACAAUCAGGCUUCUUUUCAGAUAGAAUCGGGUGAAGAUGCGCAAGAAGAAUUUGGAUGGAAACUCGUUCACGGCGAUGUUUUCCGACCACCGAGAAAGGGAAUGUUACUGUCGGUACUUUUGGGUUCGGGUAUUCAAGUAUUCUUCAUGACAUUGGUCACUCUCGCUUUCGCUUGUCUGGGCUUCUUGUCACCUGCAAAUCGCGGAGCUCUGAUGACCUGCGCGAUGAUUCUGUACGUGUGUCUUGGAACACCGGCGGGCUACGUAUCUGCAAGAAUUUACAAAAGUUUUGGUGGCGAAAAAUGGAAAUCAAAUGUUCUGCUUACUUCGAUGUUGAGCCCGGGAAUAGUCUUCAGUCUCUUUUUCAUUUUGAAUCUCAUCUUCUGGGCCAAUGGAAGUUCAGCAGCUGUACCGUUCAGUACACUCGUCGCACUUCUCGCACUCUGGUUCGGUGUUUCCGUACCUUUGACUUUCGUCGGCGCUUACUUUGGCUUUAGAAAACGACCUCUGGAACAUCCAGUGAGAACGAAUCAAAUACCUCGACAAAUACCCGAGCAAAGUUUCUACACUCAGGCGAUACCGGGAGUCGUGAUGGGCGGCGUUCUGCCAUUCGGAUGUAUAUUCAUACAACUCUUCUUCAUUCUCAAUUCUCUCUGGUCAAGCCAGAUGUAUUAUAUGUUUGGAUUCCUCUUUCUCGUUUUUCUCAUUCUCGUAAUCACCUGCUCGGAAACAACGAUUCUUUUGUGCUACUUCCAUUUAUGCGCUGAGGAUUACCACUGGUGGUGGCGGAGUUUCCUCACUUCCGGUUUCACCGCGUUUUACCUGCUGGUUUAUUGCGUACACUACUUCAUUACGAAACUUAACAUUGAGGGUGCUACCUCGACUUUCUUGUACUUCGGCUACACGCUCAUCAUGGUUUUCUUAUUCUUCCUACUCACUGGUUCCAUUGGAUUCUUCGCUUGCUUCUGGUUCGUUCGCAAGAUUUACAGUGUUGUAAAAGUCGAUUGAGGCAAGAGAAUAAACUAAGUAAAAGGGAAAAGUGGGACUACAGUGACGAAAAAAAAGUAUUUGUGUGAAAAUCAAUUGCAUAAGACAAUGUGAUCUUUGACGAGUAACGAAGAAAAAUCCACUGUUAAUAUAUCUUUUCCUAAGCCCCGUUUUAUCCCCCUUAAAUCUUUGCUCGGAGUUACGAUCGGUAUUGCUAAAAAACCAACGAUCAAUGCAAUAUCGUGAGAAAUUUGACUCUGAAUAAUCGUACGUUGUUUUAAGUUCGAAAAAAAAUCACUUGCCACUAAGCAUAUUAUCGUUUAUUUUUCUUCUUUCCUUGUCAUGACCACUGUUCGUGAAAAUAAUAUGACAAAAUUAUUUUCCAAAUGCAUAAGGUUUGAUUAGCGAUCAACGAGAAACGCAAUCUCACGCUGUUACUCCUCGUCGUAUAUCCGGAAAAUUCGCAAACUACUACUGUCAGUGUGUUUCUACGAGAGAAUCAGAAGGAAAAACGAAUUAACAUUAAACUGAAACGAGUCACGAUCCAAACAAUAACAGAGUUGUAAAUCCUCUUCUAGCUGGUGAACAAGAAAUGUGGAACCCGCAAGAGGCUUAGAAUAUUUCAUCAUAAAAAAUAAAAGAAAAGGGUUUAAAUAUA